Molecule: messenger RNA, 972 nt
Organism: Morchella importuna
Lineage: Eukaryota; Fungi; Ascomycota; Pezizomycetes; Pezizales; Morchellaceae
Exons: 3
Coding region: 1-972 (323 amino acids)
Source: RefSeq, a predicted model, not a curated record
AUGGCAUUCUGGAAGAUGGAACCUGACUGGUGGAUUGAGCUUGAAAAUACCUAUAUCGAAUGUAUUCACGAACGAAGAGAGUUGUUUGCCCUUCAUGGGAAGGCUAUCCUAGAUAGUCUUCCCGGCUCCGAAGCGGCCUGUAAGGAAUUGAUGGAAAUGGUUCUCCAAUUUCUCGUAACUCGUUACCCUCAAUACUUCUGUCUCGUCAGUACGGUCUCAGGGAAGGCUCCAGACCUCUUCAUCAACAAAAUCUUAGACAAGCGGUUUCGUCUCAAUGAAAUAGACCCACUUGUAGUUCUGCUUGAGAACGUCCCGGAAGACUUUGCGAUAACGAUUCCAGACCCAGAAUCAGCGGGGCAAUACAGGCUUAAGGCUGGUGUUAUUUGCAGCGCUAUCGGAUGGACUCUAGGAACCAAAAUGGGAAUGACGUUGGCAGAAAUACAUUCUCCGGUUCCGGAUUAUAAAGAGAAGCUUAAGUUAUCUUUAGACAGAUUCUUCACCAAACUGCUCCCCAGCGCGCCUAUUCAACGCGCUUCCUGGGGUUUCGAGUUUGGCAAGCCAUUAUUUGCACCACCUGGCGAUAACCAAGAGCUCCACCGCCUUUCACAAGAUCCAGCGCUGACCGUUGACGAAAUCUACCUCCGCGUUGACUGGCAAACCCUGCGGCGAAUCCCGUUAUCUGGCGCGAUUGUAUUCAACUUCAAGGCAGUGUUCACCCCAGCAACUGAACUCAGGGAUGAGCCGGGAGUUCCGCAGAUUUCAUCUAAGGUCUUGAGAGAGGGGAAGAAGAACUUGAUGGAUUACAAGAAUGCGUGGCAUUUAGAGCAUGUCUUGUUGCCAAUGUUGGACAGGUGGAGUGAGGAGCAAGUGAAGGAGGGUUUAGUCGAGAAGGAUUGGGAGGUUACCACAUUGGAGGACAGCCCGUGGUUUAAGGGUUGGAGGGAAAAGUGGAAACGGCAACAAGGAUUUUGA